This is a messenger RNA of Exophiala bonariae, 1203 nucleotides long. RefSeq lists its product as uncharacterized. The transcript has 2 exons. The record is from RefSeq and is a predicted model, not a curated record. Gene Ontology annotation, cellular component: mitochondrial large ribosomal subunit; ribosome. NCBI's taxonomy places the organism in Eukaryota, Fungi, Ascomycota, Eurotiomycetes, Chaetothyriales, Herpotrichiellaceae. Gene Ontology annotation, molecular function: structural constituent of ribosome; RNA binding. Gene Ontology annotation, biological process: mitochondrial translation. Bases 1 to 1203 code for a protein of 400 amino acids.
AUGAUGUUGCAGCCACGGUUGCCCAUACGCACCUUGUGCAGACAAUGCAAAUUCCCGGUCCCCGUUCUCCGCAGAAGCUACGCUCAGGUUAUCGAUCCUGUCCACCCAGACAAUUCACGCAAUGAACCUCCCCCCUCUCUCCCCCAAGAUCUCUUGGGAGGCUCCAAUGUCCAAGUUCAACUACGUCGCUACCGUCCCCGUACUCCUGGUGUUCGACAUCUUGUCCGACCGUUGAAUGAUCAUCUCUGGAAAGGCCGCCCUCUCCAUGAACUCACCUUUCCGAAGAAGGGCCAUGCCAAAGGUGGCAGGAACCAUACCGGUCACAUCGUCAUGAGACAUAGAGGUGGAGGACACAAGAGACGCAUUCGCACAGUCGACUUUCACAGAGCAGAUGGGGGCAAACAUUUGGUCGAACGUAUUGAGCAUGACCCAGGUCGGAGCGCUCAUAUUGCGCUGGUGAAGAAUCUGCAGACUGGAAAGCAAACAUACAUUCUCGCAGCGGAAGGUCUAAGAGCUGGUGACACGGUCGAGAGCUUCAGAGCAGGCCUUCCAGAUUCUCUAAUUCAAGAGAUGGGUGGUCACAUCGAUCUAGGUCUACUUGCCUCCAAAACUGCCAACCGAGGCAAUUGCCUCAAAUUAAGCAUGAUUCCUGUCGGUACACCUAUAUUCAACAUCGCCCCUACCAAGGAGGAUGGUGGCAAGAUGUGUCGGGGAGCCGGUACUCACGGCAUCAUCAUUGGAAAAGGAGAGGACACGGUCCAGAAAGAGAUGGCCAAAGUCCUAGGAGACAGUGGAACGUUGGACUGGACGACUCUUGACCCCCUAAUCCUCAAGAAAUUCGAAUCUGCUGCCAACUACGUCACAGUUCGACUUUCCAGCGGCGAAGUUCGAUUGAUCGACAAAGAUGCAGUAGCAACUAUCGGAAUCGCAAGCAACAUCAAUUUCAAAUACACCCAAUUAGGCAAAGCAGGUCGUUCAAGAUGGCUAGGCAUUCGACCAACGGUGCGAGGUGUGGCUAUGAACGCCAUGGAUCAUCCUCACGGUGGUGGUCGAGGAAAAUCCAAGAACAAUCGAAUCCCUUCGAGUCCUUGGGGUAUUCCGGCCAAAUCCGGCUACAAAACGAGACCGAAGAAUAAGGUCAAUCCUCUGGUCGUCACCGAGCGUCCGAGGAACCAGGGUAAACGAAGGAGAGGGUACAAGUAA